AUGUACACUCCAGCUCUGACAUUCGUUGUGUUGCUGUGGACAAAAGAACUCUUUGUUGCCGGAAACACUUUAAUCAACACAUACGUGGCAGAGAACGGGCAGUCAUACUACAGAACACCCCUGUACUGCUCCUACACGAGCUUGUACUUGGUCAGUCCUUACAACAACAUGCGAAACACCUACGUCAUGACCGACAAUAGAGACUGUUGUUAUCUGGCGGAGUUUCGAGGAAAGUGCUGCGUUCAAACUGAUAGUCAAGGCUUAUACCAAAGCUGUAAAUGUGAUCCAAGCAUCACCUGCAGCACAACAACCACGCCUACUACCACACCUGUGUCGACAACAAUCGCGCCUACUACCACACCUGUGCCGACUACAACUGCAAUUACACCAUUAUGUGGGUCACCGACAUUCAGAAUCCUGUACGGUGAGAAAGCAUCCACCGACUGCCCUAACUCUGGAGUGUUCAACAUCACAUUCCUGAAUGGGUCUCGGUCCUGCUGUAACGCCGUCUACACCCUUGCCACAGUGUACGGGAUCUUCAAACCCACGAUCCUCACCGCAGAAGUCUGCAAGAUUUUCGUAGAACUGUUUAUCACUUCUGACAUCCCGUUAGAAAUCCACAUUGGGAGCCAGAAGUACGACCUCCUGCAGCCCAAUUUUACAGUCGUCAGCGGUCCAGAUGGUUCAGCCUUCAUCGAGGUGGCAGAGAGUUUGAGCUACAUCCUGGAUGAAGUCGGUGACUGCCAAAAGAAUCUCAUAUGUCCUUACAAUGAGGCAACCAUGAAAGGUCGCGUCGACAUGACUCAGUGCAAGAUGUUCAGUUGGGGUUCUUCCGAUUCAAAUGACCUGUCGCAGAAUGGACUCAACCAGGUUUCCUUGACGAUCAACAAUGGAGGAUGUCAAGACAAUCCAGAUCAAUCCAGCAACAGCACUUUGUGUUUCAAAUCUCAGAGCGGCAAGAACGUCAUGUGUUCGAACGACAGUGGGGCCCCUGUCUAUUGUAAGGCCCUGGAGACAGAAGAGUGGAUUCUCAUGGGAGUCACCGGCUUACAGAGAGAAUGCGACAACACUCCAGAGAUCACCGUCAUACCAUAUCCUGGUUGA
This is a messenger RNA of Candidula unifasciata, 1104 nucleotides long. The record is from the annotation of a GenBank genome assembly. Lineage: Eukaryota; Metazoa; Mollusca; Gastropoda; Stylommatophora; Geomitridae.